AUCAAAAAUCAGAGCAGCUCUUAAGUCCGACAGAAAAAAUUGAAGGAAGGAGGCUAUUUGACGGAGGAUCGGUGGUUCAAUCCGCAGUACAUUUCGAUUCCGAUAACUGAACCGCCACAGUAAGGCUUGGUACCGGUCAUCUACCACUUCAACCUAACUACAGCUGCCGGAAAAUUCAGGUAUAUAAUAAGUAUGAACAAUGAUACAUUAUCUGUAUCCGUAUAUACAUUAAUUUGGUAGUAAUUCUUCAUGGCAUCACAUGGAAGCUUGCUGGUCUUCCCUUAACAAUCACAGUCUUGGGUUCGUUUCUGUGUGGUGAAGAUAAGCCAGAAUGGGAAGAUGCUUUAGCAAGAUUAAAAACAAUUCCACUAACAGAAACACUAAAAAUAUUGGAAUUAAGCUAUAUCACUCUAGAGGAUGAUUACAAGGAGAUAUUCCUGGAUGCUGCAUGCAUUAUGAAAGGCUGCAUAAAAGACUUCGCAAUCCAAGUUCUUGAAAGCUUUGGGUUUCAUGGUAGAAUUGGUUUAAGAGUUCUUCAGCAAAAAUUUCUCAUAACUAUUUAUAAAGAUAAUUAUUAUGGUGAGUGUUUGGACAUGCAUGACAGUAUUCAAGAAAUGGGCAGACAUAUUGUUCGUCAUUCUCACCCUGAUUUGCCAAAGAAUCAUAGCCGUUUAUGGAAGAAUGACGAAAUUGAACAUAUCUUGGCUAAUGACUCGGGUACUGAAGAAACAAGAUGUAUAGAAUUUUACAGUACGAAACUCAAUCCUUAUAUGCUUAUUAAAGGUCUUGGAAAGAUGAAGGCGCUUAGAUAUGUUUCCGUGGUUACAACAAACCAUUUAAGGGACGCUGAACUUGAUACAUUUAGUCCAAGCUUUCCAGAUGCUUUACAAUAUCUGAAAUGGGAUUCUUACCCUUUUAGGUCUUUACCCAAAACAUUUCAAGCAAAUAAUCUUGUUAGACUUGAGAUGCCUACAAGCGACAUCGUACAACUUUGGGAAGGGGGAGAAAAAAAGGUUCUUGACAAGCUUAGAUUCCUUGAUCUCAGGGGAUCAAAAUUGAAGACUAUUGACCUUGAUCUAACCCCAAAUCUUGAGACGUUGAAUCUUAGUGAUUGUCGUGAUUUGGUAGAACUUUCAGAUGAUAUCUGGAAGUUGGAACAUCUAAAAUCUCUCGAACUUUGGGCUUGUUUGUCCCUUAAGAAUUUACCUGAGGUUUUUCAGCGGGUAGGGUGUUUAGAGAAUCUAAAAUUGUCUCCGGAUAGCAUUUCCAUGCCAAAAAAUCUAAAAUAUCUUCGCCUUGCUCAUUGUGAUGAGUUUGAGAAGUUACCUGAGGAUAUUGGCCGCUUAGAAUGUUUAGAGGUUCUAGAUUUAACAAAUACAAAGCUAAAACAUCUUCCGGACAGUAUUAAUUUGUUGAAACACCUCAACAUUCUCAUACUUUACCAUUCUCGGUAUUUUAACAAGUUACCAGAGGACCUUAGUGGGUUAGAAUCUUUAAAGGAUCUAGAUUUGUCAUGUACAGAUAUCGAGCAUCUUCCAAAUAGCAUUUGUGAGUUGAAACAUCUGGAGUCUCUCAAUAUUAAUCGUUGUUCAAGGUUAGAGAAGUUACCUGAGGAUCUUGGCCAGUUAGAAUGCUUACGCUUGCUAGAUUUGUCUCGUACAUAUAUUAAGCAUCUUCCAGAUAGCAUAGUUAUGUUGAAAAAUCUACAUAAACUUGAUCUUGAUCAAUGUUUUUCACUUGAGAAGUUACCUGAAGAUCUUGGCAAGUUAGAAUGUUUAGAGUUGCCGAGUUUGUCAGGUACAAAGAUUAGACAUCUUCCGGAUAGCAUUUGUAUGUUGAAACAUCUUAAAUCUCUCAAUCUUGAUUGUUGUCGGUCGCUGGAGAAGUUACCUGAGGAACUUGGACGUUUAGAAUGUCUGGAAGACUAAUCUAUAGGAGCUACACCCAUAAGUCAUCUUCCACAGAGCAUUCUUAUGUUGAAAUGUCUGCGUGUUUAUGGGUCAAGAGGGAGUCUUGAGGUGUCUGAUGAGAUACAAAUCUCCUAUUACGAUGACAAUCACGUUUUCAAUCACAACCUUCAAUACGAUUACUUGGCUGGUCACAGAUGCUAUUAUGAUUAUGAUUACACAUACGAAUACGAUUACACAUACGAUUAUGAUUGCACAUAUGAUGACGAUCACGAUUACGAUUAACAAGGCCCAGAAAUGUUGUAACGGGUAUUCUCUCUUUUUCAGUUUUCUAUUUUAAUUAACCAUUUGGCUUUGAUGUGAAUUUUGAUAUUGAUAUGACGAUAAUUACUAUUUCAGCAAAAAUAAAUAAUGAU
Messenger RNA from Lactuca sativa (garden lettuce), 2323 nucleotides. Its product is annotated as TMV resistance protein N. The record is from RefSeq and is a predicted model, not a curated record. Gene Ontology annotation, biological process: defense response. NCBI's taxonomy places the organism in Eukaryota, Viridiplantae, Streptophyta, Magnoliopsida, Asterales, Asteraceae. Gene Ontology annotation, molecular function: protein binding.